GAAGACUCGGACUCCGGCGGAGAGGAUAUGUCUACUGAAAUCGAAGAAUUGCGAGUAGCAGCGAAAUCUAUUCAGUCACUACAACGAGUACUCAAGAUGCCACAACAUUCUUCAGAUCGAGGAGUCUUCUCUGAAGCGGACGAAUCAUCUUUGGCUGCUGAUUCGAGUGUUGAUGGACGAGUUUCUGGUAUUUCAACUCGGUUAGGUCAUCCAAGAGGAGUCAUGCAAUUUCUACCAUCUAUGGGGAAUGAAAUUUUCAUUGCACCGGCAGACACUUACAGGAAAGCCUCCCUGACAAGAAAAACUUCAGCUCCGGAUGCCUUCAUGUCAUUGACAGAUGUGCUAUCCGGACCUGAACACGCAAUGAGCCCAAGAGCAAGGUAUGUGUAA
This is a messenger RNA of Cylicostephanus goldi, 390 nucleotides long. Lineage: Eukaryota; Metazoa; Nematoda; Chromadorea; Rhabditida; Strongylidae. The record is from the annotation of a GenBank genome assembly.